Messenger RNA from Lycium ferocissimum, 2937 nucleotides. RefSeq lists its product as uncharacterized. Gene Ontology annotation, molecular function: cysteine-type peptidase activity. The transcript has 13 exons. Gene Ontology annotation, biological process: proteolysis. Lineage: Eukaryota; Viridiplantae; Streptophyta; Magnoliopsida; Solanales; Solanaceae. The coding region runs from base 1 to 2937 and encodes 978 amino acids. The record is from RefSeq and is a predicted model, not a curated record.
AUGGAAGAGCGUGAUAACGUUGAUUGGGUGGUGUUACGCGUUUCAUUAGCUGAUGAGCGGCUCAGCAGGAAUUUAGAGGGAGCCAAGAUUCUUGACUUCGAUGAGUUUUUUAUCCCGGUUCAUCCUUCGCCGCCCGCGGUGGCAACUCCUGACGAGGAAGAGGUCGAGUUUCCAGACCUAGCUCAGCCUGAAGUUCUAAGCGUGUUAGCGGGACUAGAUCCCAAGAAGAAGCACGUCCUAGUUAAGGGCGCAAGGGCUAGGGGAAGAGGAGAUGAUCAUGACAUGGAGCGCCUGGUUACUAAGAGGAAAAAGGGCAAUGGAGAUGAUGGCGAGGGCGGUGGGGAUGCUUCUGCUGAGAAAGAAUAUGCUGAGAUUAGAUCAAAGAAAAUACAUGAUCCGAAGAGAAAAGCGAGUCUUCAACUACGUAUGUCUGAGAUUACAACAUCAAAGAGGAGAAAUACAUCUGAAGUUGAUUCUGCUAAAAAGGGGAAGAAUGGAUCUAAAUUCAUGUUGAAACGUCCUCCAACUGCUCCAGUACGUAUUAAAGCAUACAUGAAUCAAAAAAUCAGAGAUGAUUUGAGGGACAAACUUACUGAUGAACAGUUUGAGAUGUUUGAGAACACUAUUUUUGGUAAAUAUUUGGAUAUGCCGGUUGAAUCCGAAAUUCAGUGUCAAUUGUUUAAAUGUCUGAUGAUUAGGGAGUUGAAACGUAGUUCGAAGGAUGCUUUUGUUAUUGAUAUCAAUGGGACUGAACUCACGUUUACUCUAUUUGAUUUUGCAUUAAUUAUUGGGAUCAAGUGUUAUGAUUAUACAUGGGGUAAAGAAGCAUUCGAUGAUCUGAUUGUUAGUGUUCACAACAGGAUGCAAAAGAUACUUCAGUUUUACUGUCUUCGGGGUUUUCCGUAUGCUAUGCAAGUUUGGAUAUACGAGUGUUGUUCCAACGUUGACCCCAAUUUAGCUGUUAAGACAGGAAACCGAAUUCCAAGAAUGUUAAACUGGAAAACAAUUAACACACAACCAACGGUUUCCCUACUCAUGUCGCGCAUGUUUAGAGAAGGUGUUUCCAAGGAUCACAUUAACUUUAGGAACAUUGUUCCUCUGACCAAUGAAGUUGAAGAGCUCGGGUUGCGUCCAUUCUUUGUAGCCAGACCCGUUUCACAUACGCAAAUACAAGAAACAGAGGAUGAGUAUGCUGAUUUCUCUACAACAACACCACAUGUUGCUGCUGCUAAAGAAAAAGAACGGAAAGACGCUUCAAAGUCUCCACCACGCAAGAAAUCUAGGAAGAUGUCAACUGCACCGUUGCCCGUGGAAAAUCGGCAAUCAACAAUCCAACAAACUGUCAUCCCACCGUCAGUUCCAACAGGAGUUUCUGUCCCAGUUCAGCCCGUUCAAUCAAAAGGAAAAGAAACAGUUGGUACAAGUACACACCGCGCAUCUGUUGAUGAUUCAUCCACCAACAAAUCAGAUGACAUCAAAUCUUUGAGGGAAGAUUUCAACAAAUUCAAACAAGAUUUUCUUGAUGCAUUCAAGUUUGUAUUUACUGAAUUAAAGGAUUUCCGUCUUGCGAUGGAUGAAAAAUUAACAAUGCUUUUGGAAAAUAAAAAACUGAAUCAAAAUUCAGAAAAGGAUGAUGGUCAUGAAAAACAAGCGGAUAAUGGCAAUGGAAGCGGUGAUACUGUCAAAGUUUCAACAGAAGAGAUUUUGGAAGGAGGUGAUCUUUCGGGAGAACAGAAGAUUUCCGAUGAAUGUCCGGCUGUUGAGACAGCCAAAGAAACAGUGGAAGAAAAAAAAGAAUCCGAUGAUUCAAAUGAUACAGAGGUUAUUGCACAGGUACUGGCUGAUAUAGCAAAAAAUGAUCCAAAAGAACAAGUUACACCACAAAAGAAUGUGGGAAACACCAGCUUUAAUGAUUUUGUGGAUCCUGGUGCAAAAGUUUGUGACGUGCAACCUAUAUAUGAGUGGUUGCUGCCCGACGAAGCAUUGCCAAGUCAAACUCCUGGAAAAGAGAUUGCGAAAGGAGAAGAAACUGAAAAAGGAAUAAUUCUUCAUCCAUCAGUUCCUCGGACUAUACGGCCCGAAAAAUACCACGCCUCACCAUGGUGCACAGAAUUUGGUAGCAAUUCGGGCAAGCAACUAAUGCCUUUGUUUGACAAGAAACACCCCUUUCAUCAAUUUCCCAUUACCGAUGUGUUGGACCUCGAUGUAUUUGAAGAAUUCUGUGAAUGGCUUAACAAGGGAUUGCUAAAAAGGCAUGAUGCCAAGAAAAAUUAUGAAGAUCAUUACAGGAAAAACAUGGCAGCUUUCGAGGAUGGUGUCCAAUACGAUUUUGUUGUCACAACUGUUAAAGAUAAGAACUGGUUUUACCUUUUGUCAAUGGAUGGUCAGUUGUGGAAUGACGAGCAUAUUGACGUCAUUUUCUACUACUUUCGGAAGAAAGGAAAAUAUGACAUGAACAACAACUACACUUUCACCAAUGUUGAUUGUGUUUUCAAGCAGCACUUUGAUGUUUGUUAUCACGCAUUCCACAACGUCGGAACACAGACCGAUGUUGCCAACGAAGAGUCUACUUUGAUCGAUUAUGUCAAGGGCCACAGACUACUUGCGAAUGUGCCAUGGCAUACGGUUGACAAUGUGCUAAUACCAUUCAACAUAAAAGAAGAAAAUCAUUGGGUGUUGGUUGUUUUGUCAUUCUUGGACAGGCGUCUUUAUGUUUACAACUCGUACCAUUCUGCUCGGCACGCAGCAGUUGUGAGGACUGAAGUUGAAAAACUGGCCACAUUACUGCCACAUUUCCUUAAUAUGUCGGGAUUCUUUGUAAAUCGAAGACGUCUCAGUUUGGUUAAGGAUACAACUUCUAACGAUAAGGGGCAGAUGGAUACCCUUGAUGUUGUUUAUGUUGAAAAUCUGCCUCAGCAAGAAUAUGGUAGCAUGUAA